GGGCGCGCCGCCACCAUGAACACCGCCGCCUUCCACAUCGCCAGCCUCCUGGAGAAGAUGACGUCCAGCGACAAGGACUUCAGGUUCAUGGCCACCAGCGACCUGAUGUCGGAGCUGCAGAAGGACUCCAUCCAGCUGGACGAGGACAGCGAGCGCAAGGUGGUGAGGACGCUGCUCCAGCUCCUGGAGGACAAGAACGGCGAGGUGCAGAACCUGGCCGAAGGGAAGCGCCCCGGAGAACUACGUGCAGUCUCCCUACAGCUGGCGAUGCUGCAUGCUGCGUCCUUGCAGAACCUGGACCUGGGCCCACUGGUGGGCAAAGUGAAGGAGUUCCAAGUGGAGACCAUCGUGGACACCCUCUGUGCCAACAUGCGGUCAGACAAGGAGCAGCUCCGAGACAUCGCCGGCAUCGGCCUCAAGACCGUCCUCCUGGAGCUCCCCCCAGCCGCUACAGGCUCCGGGCUGGCCACCAACGUGUGCCGGAAGAUCACGGGCCAGCUCACCAGCGCCAUCGCCCAGCAGGAGGACGUGGGCGUGCAGCUGGAAGCUCUGGACAUCGUGUCCGACAUGCUGAGCAGGCUUGGGGCCCCGCUGGGCGCCUUCCACCCUAGCCUCCUGCACUGUCUGCUGCCCCAGCUGAGCAGCCCACGCCUGGCGGUGCGCAAGCGAGCUGUCGGGGCGCUCGGCCACCUGGCGGCCGCCUGCAGUAACGACCUCUUCGUCGAGCUCGCAGACCACCUGCUGGACCAGCUGCCCGGCCCGCGCGCGCCCGCGAGCCCCGCCCCCGCUGCCAUCCGCACUCUGAUCCAGUUUCUGGGAAGUGUCGGUCGCCAGGCUGGGCACCGCCUCGGGGCUCACCUGGACCGCCUGGUGCCCCUGGUGGAGGGCUUCUGUGGCCUGGAUGACGAUGAGCUCCGGGAGUCCUGCCUCCAGGCCUUCGAGGCUUUCUUGAGGAAGUGUCCCAAGGAGAUGGGGCCUCACGUCCCCAGUGUGACCAGCCUCUGCCUCCAGUACCUGAAACACGACCCCAACUAUAACUACGACAGCGACGAGGACGAGGAGCAGAUGGAGACAGAGGAAAGGGAAUUCAGUGAGCAAGAGAGCGAGGACGACUACAGUGACGACGACGACAUGAGCUGGAAGGUGCGGCGGGCGGCGGCCAAGUGCCUGGCAGCGCUGAUCGGCUCCAGGCCCGACCUGCUGCGCGAUUUCCACCGGACCCUGGCGCCCGCGCUGCUCCAGCGCUUCAAGGAACGCGAGGAGAACGUCAAGGCCGACGUGUUCGGGGCUUACGUAGAGCUGCUCCGGCAGACGCGGCCGCAGAAGGGGUGGCUGGAGCCGGAGGAGGAGCCCACGCAGACCGGCAGCAGCUUGGGCUCCCUGCGAGCACAGGUGCCCCUUGUGGUCAAGGCUCUGCAGCGGCAGCUCAGGGACCGGAACCCUCGAGCCCGCCAGGGCUGCUUCGGCCUUCUCAGCGAGCUGGCGGCCGUCCUCCCCGGCAGUCUAGCAGAGCACAUGUCUGUGCUGGUACCAGGCAUCGUCUUCUCGCUGACGGAUCGUUCCAGCUCCUCCACCAUCCGCAUGGACGCGCUGGCCUUCCUGCAGGGCCUGCUGGGCACCGAGCCGCCCGAGGCCUUCCACCUGCACCUGCCCACGCUCUUGCCACCUGUGAUGGGCUGCGUGGCCGACCCUUUCUACAAGAUCUCUGCCGAGGCCCUGCUGGUGCUACGGGAGCUGGUGCGAGCCCUGUGGCCGCUGGGUAAGCCCCGGACGCUGGACCCGGCACCCUACGUCGGGGAGAUGGCCGCGGCCACCCUGGCGCGCCUCCGCACCACCGACCUGGACCAGGAGGUGAAGGAGCGGGCCAUCUCCUGCAUGGGCCACCUCGUGAGCCACCUGGGCGACCGGCUGGGAGGUGACCUAGAGCCCACGUUACUGCUGCUCCUGGACCGCCUGCGGAAUGAGAUCACCCGGCUGCCCGCUGUCAAGGCGCUGACGCUGGCCGCUGUGUCCCCGCUGCGGCUCAACCUGCAGCCCGUCCUGGCGGAGGCGCUGCCCCUCCUGGCCUCCUUCCUGCGUAAGAACCAGCGGGCGCUGCGGCUGGCCACGCUGGCCGCCCUGGACGCCCUGGCCCAGAGCCAAGGACUCGGCCUUCCGCCACCCGCGGUGCGGGCGGUACUGGCCGAGCUGCCUGCCCUGGUCAGCGAGAGCGACAUGCACGUGGCCCAGCUGGCAGUGGACUUCCUGGCCACGGUGGCCCAGGCCCAGCCUGCGCUGCUGGCGGAGGCAGCGGCCACAGCCAGCCGCCUGGUCUCCGAUGCCAGGUCACCCAGCUCAAGUGCAGGGGUCAAGGUCCUGGCGUUCCUGUCGCUGGCCGAGGUGGGCCAGGUGGCCGGGCCGGGCCCUCAGCGGGAGCUGAAGGCGGUGCUCCUGGAAGCCUUGGGGUCACCCAGCGAGGACGUGAGGGUGGCGGCCUCCUACGCGCUGGGCCGAGUGGGCGCCGGAAACCUGCGGAGGCAGGUCGAGCCCGAGCCCCGGAGGCAGUACCUGCUGCUGCAUGCUCUCAGGGAGGCCCUGGGCGCUGCCCAGCCCGACAGCCUGAAGCCCUACGCCGAGGACAUCUGGGCCCUGCUGCUCCAGCGCUGCGAGGCCGCCGAGGAGGGCACCCGGGGCGUGGUGGCCGAGUGCCUCGGGAAGCUGGUCCUGGUGAACCCGCCGUUCUUUCUGCCCCGCUUCCAGAAGCAGCUCUCUGCAGGGCAACCCCAUACCCGGAGCACUGUCAUCGCGGCAGUCAAGUUCCUCAUCUCAGACCAGCCGCACCCCAUCGACCCCCUCCUGAAGAGCUUCAUUGGAGAGUUCCUGGAGAGCCUGCAGGACCCGGACCUGAACGUGCGCCGCGCCACCCUGGCGCUCUUCAACUCGGCCGUGCACAACAAGCCCUCGCUGGUCCGCGACCUGCUGGGCACCAUCCUGCCCCUCCUGUACCAGGAGACCAAGAUCCGCCGGGACCUCAUCCGAGAGGUGGAGAUGGGGCCCUUUAAGCACACGGUGGAUGAUGGGUUGGACGUGCGGAAGGCGGCCUUUGAGUGCAUGUACUCGCUGCUCGAGAGCUGCCUGGCCCAGCUGGACCUCUGCGAGUUCCUGAACCACGUGGAGGACGGGCUGAAGGACCACUACGACAUCCGGAUGCUCACUUUCAUCAUGCUGGCGCGGCUGGCCACUCUGUGUCCUGCGCCCGUCCUGCAGAGGGUGGACCGGCUCAUCGAACCCCUCAGGGCCACCUGCACUGCCAAGGUCAAAGCCGGUUCCGUGAAGCAGGAGUUUGAGAAGCAGGAUGAGCUGAAGCGCUCUGCGAUGAGGGCAGUGGCCGCCCUCCUGACUAUCCCCGAGGCCGGCAAAAGCCCCAUCAUGGCCGACUUCUCCUCCCAGAUCCGAUCCAACCCCGAGCUGGCCACCCUCUUUGAAAGCAUCCAGAAGGAUUCUGCUCCGGCCCCCAACACAGACUCCAUGGAGCUCAGCUAGUCCUGCCCGAGUGCCCAGGUGGGCCCUCGUUCCCAAGGAGCUCCCCCAAACCCGGGCCUCGCCCUUCCUCCUCCCCCCCACUGGGGCCCUCCUGCUCAGUCAGGCUGCAGGGCCUUCUCCAGGGACCCCAAACUUACAGCCCCCAACCACUGAGGGUGACAAGACUGGGGCCCUUUAACGCAGGACAGUCGCUCACCGACACAGGAGCCAGUUCUGUGACCACACUGCACCCUCCUGGCCACCCCUGUCCCGCACACUGCAGGUGGGCUGUGGACAACUGUGCCCAGGUUGGAGUGGUGCCUGCCCACCUCCCCUUGGCACCGCCUGAUCUGGACUGCGGCCCCAGGAGCGCUUCCGCACCAUGUAACACUCA
Molecule: messenger RNA, 3895 nt
Organism: Tupaia belangeri chinensis (Chinese tree shrew)
Lineage: Eukaryota; Metazoa; Chordata; Mammalia; Scandentia; Tupaiidae
Gene: CAND2
Product: cullin associated and neddylation dissociated 2 (putative)
Biological process (GO): SCF complex assembly
Source: RefSeq, a predicted model, not a curated record